Ramularia collo-cygni is the source of this 2043-nucleotide messenger RNA. RefSeq lists its product as uncharacterized. Gene Ontology annotation, cellular component: nucleus. Bases 1 to 2043 code for a protein of 680 amino acids. The transcript is spliced from 4 exons. Gene Ontology annotation, biological process: positive regulation of transcription by RNA polymerase II. Gene Ontology annotation, molecular function: zinc ion binding; transcription cis-regulatory region binding; DNA-binding transcription factor activity, RNA polymerase II-specific. The record is from RefSeq and is a predicted model, not a curated record. Lineage: Eukaryota; Fungi; Ascomycota; Dothideomycetes; Mycosphaerellales; Mycosphaerellaceae.
AUGGCUCAAGAAGGGACAACCGAAAGGGMUUGCGACAGGUGUAGGGAGCGGCGUGUCAAGUGCGAUAAGCGUCUUCCUGCUUGCUUGCGUUGCGAAAAGCUAGGCAAGCCAUGCCCGGGAUACGACAAGAAACGAAAGUUUGUCGACGAAGGCGUGUCUCUACGAAAAAAAUACCAGUCAACGAAUGACCGCCCGAGUAGCAGCGGCGCUGCUGCUGCCAUCUCGCCAGCAAAUGUCGCUCCCAGCGAGCCAGUUGGCACUCUACAAUCUACCUCAUCAUCUCUUCCACAUGCCGAGCCCGAUCUACCGAAUGCACCGAUUAGCAAUCCGUCGAGUAUUGUGCCACCACAGGCAAUGUCUAUCUUAACAGUUGAUCCAGUUCCGGGUCCAGUAAUGCUCGCCCAUCCCCAGCUCAAUCUUCCAGACCCCUCCGUGAUGGACGAUCUGUGGCAGAACGAGACUUAUGAUCCAGAGUGGUUCGACUUGGAGCCAGAGAAAUACUACUCUCUAGCUGGCAACACCUGUGGAUUCAUCCCAAACAUCCCAAACAUAGUAGACGAGGUAGACCAGAGCGAUGUGCUGAUGAACAAUUCCGCCUCAGCCACGCCUCUGUCGACAGGACUUGGCUCGACGGGACUGUUCUCUGACAGCAACUUGUGGGCUCCCGAUUCACAGCUUCAAACAUCCGCACUUAUAACACACGAACGAGAUCACGAAAUAGCAUAUCUCGUCAGACAUUUUACCGAGUCUCUGGGACCAUGGAUGGACUUGUUCGAUAAAGACAAGCACUUUACCCAUCUUGUUCCUAUAAAAGCCCUUCGUGAUGCUCUUCUCAGAAACGCAAUAGCCGCAGUUGCUGCUAAGCAACUCGGGCGUGUCUUUGGCGCAAAACCUUUUGUUGGACUGCAAGCUCAGAAACCUUCAUCCAUGGAGGUGCUUGAUGAGGCCGUCGAAGUCGACUGGUUCUACAAGGCCGCAAACUACUACGACAAAGCUAUCGCGUUCUCGCGUCAGUAUCUCCAGGCCGUUUCUGGCAGUCUGAGCAACCCUCCCACGCCAAACGCUCAAAUGGCGCUCUCCAUGGCCAAUUCAGAUGAUUUGCUGGUGGCCAUAUCGUUGUUCUCAAUGUACGAGUCUCUGGAUAACCUAGACUCGGGCUGGCUGCAACAUCUUGCGGGCUUAAAGUCCCUACUCGUGGCUGUAAGUCCUAAACAGCAAGUCCAGAACCAGAUAACGCCAUCUGUCACGGUCGGGCAUUUGGCGUCGUUCUGGAACUUUGCCAGAGCCGACUAUCAAGCAGCGUUCCUCAAUGACCAACUCACCCUUCUUGACACGGGAGAUUUGAGAAUGUGGAACUCAUGCGGUCUUCAACUGCAAGACUCCGGGGCGCUUUACGCAUCAACUGACUCCAUUCGUAACGAUCCURCCCACUGUCGAGCAAUUGUGGAACUCGUCGCCCACACACUCCUAUGGCUGGUUCUGAAGGUGGUAAACUACCGCGCCGGCAACGACCCAAAAUCGAAUGGCAACCAAGAGGAGUGGGAUACAUUGACACGGCAGCUAGACCACUGGUAUGGCAAUCUUCCCGCAACAUAUCAACCAUGCGCAACGAUCCGCCAUAGGGGUAGCAUUGCCGGUCGAUCACCAUUUACGGAAGUCUUCUACAGUAUAGAUGUGUGUGCAGCGACUAUGCAGCUAUAUCACUUCGCCAGGAUGAAUCUGCUACUACACCGACCGGUGGGGAACAAGACCGGCAAGCUCGGCAGUCGCUUGAAAGCAUAUCGGGAGGUCUCCACGGAGGCUAUUCGUCAUGCGCAUGAGAUCAUCGGAAUCGCGUUGGGUCGGCCUCCACCUGCGAUACGUGUGGAAAUGCUGUUGCCCUUGUGUCUGGCGGGAGCAUGCUUAGAGGCGGAUGAGGAGAGGAAAGUGGUAUUGGAAUUGCUGGAAGCGAUUGAAAAGGACACGGGCUGUAAUACGGCCACACGACGUGAUAAUCUCGUACAAGAAUGGGGCUGGGUUAGGGAGCCCCAAGGAGUCGCGUGA